Mya arenaria is the source of this 2105-nucleotide messenger RNA. RefSeq names its product integrator complex subunit 14-like. The transcript is spliced from 11 exons. Gene Ontology annotation, biological process: snRNA 3'-end processing. The record is from RefSeq and is a predicted model, not a curated record. Gene Ontology annotation, cellular component: integrator complex. NCBI's taxonomy places the organism in Eukaryota, Metazoa, Mollusca, Bivalvia, Myida, Myidae. The coding region runs from base 162 to 1688 and encodes 508 amino acids.
GUUUGAAAUGAAAUGUAGAUAUUAUUGAAUUUUGCUUGGAUAGAUAGAUAAUAAAUCGUAUUUCUUUGAUAAACAUGAUAUCAGUCUUCAAUUCCCAUAUGUAAUGAAAGUCAAAUAUCUGCAUUUUCAACAAUAUUAAGUUAAUUGACUUUCCUUCAAGAAUGCCAACUGUAAUAGCAUUAGAUGUGUCACUGUCUAUGAGUAGACCAGUGAAAACUGAAAGCUCCAGUAGUGACUUCACCCGCAAACAUCUGGCCAUUCACGGCAUCUCAACACUGCUGGAUUACUUCACUGCCACCUGCAAACUGGAAUUUACAUCCCUGGUUGUGUUUUCUUACCUAUGGGAGCAAUUAGUACCAUUCACACGAGAUGUUGAUUCUAUAAAAGCUGCAUUGUCAAGUGUCGGUGACUACAGUAAGACGUGCUUUGAGCCGGUACUGGCCAGCCUGGGCUCGCUGGUGGUGGAUGAGUUUGGGGGAUCCACACCCACACAGGUGAUUCUAGUGACAGAUGGCAGCACGGGGGUUGGAGCAGGUUCCCUGCAGCAACUCGUAGAGGCAUGGGAACAGCCAGAAGAUCACACCGACACAGUCAGGUGCCCACUGCCAUUUCCUUUCAAGUCAACACUGUCCGUUGUUUGUAUUGCUAAUCCAGCUGACCCACAGGUGAAGAAGUCUGUGAACUUGUAUGAACGCCUCAUCAAUUUGAAUCAGAAGGGUGGAGAAGUGUUCUUGCCAGAAGGGGUUCUAGAUCUACCGUCUAUGGCAGAGCUAUUUACACGGGUUGCAGAGAAAUAUUACACACCAUACAAGGGCUUACUAACAUGUGGCCAUCUCAAGUGUAAUAUCACCCUCCACCCUGCCCCAGAACCAUGUGAAAAAGUGAAUGAUCUGGGCAGUAUGGAAGUUGAGAUGUCGGAGAAGAUGGAGGUGUGUGGAUUUAUGGACCUGGCUGACAUUGCGAGCCCACCAACCAUCUCACGCCACCUCGUCCUGCCUCUCCCGGCCACAAAACCCCCCAGCACAGAGACUGAGACAAAGCCAGAAGAGGAGGAGGAUGGCGAUGGGAAGACACCGUCAUUCACGGUCCUGCUACAUGGAAGUCUCAAGGUGGAAGGCAUGGUCGCUCUCACCAAAGUGGGGCCGGACUGGUUUGGAAUACUGUAUUCAUGGGCAGACAGCAAGAAAAAAUCCAGUCUGAUGCUAUCACUGUUUCAACCUGGUGUGGAUGCUGUAUCAUGGAUGGGCAAUCUCAACUACCUGUCCCCCAUAGCCGACUUCUCCGAGCCUCCUUACGGUGAUGAUGACAACCAGAGUCCAUUUCCUGUUCGACCUAAGGAGAAACGCAGCUAUGCCCAGAGCUGUGUGGUCUGGAUAAAGUCUGUUGGACUUCAGGCCGAUCUUCAGAAGGUGAUACGACAUGCCAGGAAGCUGCCCGAUAAACAGCAGCAAUUCUAUAAGGAACUGAACAGAGUGCGAAAGGCUGCCCUGGCGUUCGGCUUCGUCGAGCUGCUCGAGGCAAUGGCUGCCAUGUUGGAGCGAGAGUGCACCAUGUUGCCAGGGACUUCUCACCCCGAUGCAGCCUUGCAGCUCACGCACGCUGCCUCUAAACUACACAUGGAAAUGGCAAAGGACGCGUCACAAAUUAUAAUGCCAUUACGGACUAACUUUGCUCAAGAGGAUGGGUAACAUGAUUGACAUUUAGUUUUCACCUAAUAUUAGUUUGAAUGCAAAGAAGGGUAAACAUACAUGAGUCUGUUUCCUAAGAUGAAACCAGUAUUUGUACUCAAAUAUGCAAAGUUCAUGAAAUCUUAUCUUAAACAAUGAUUUACCUAGGACCUUUUGCAUGUGGGAGCAAGUCUGUGUAUCAAUUCACUUUAAAUAAGUCUAGUAGAUGCACAAAUGAUCUUCGACUUAAGCAGUAAGAACAGAAAGCCACUUAUUUUUGCUUCAUAAUAAAUAGGAAGGCUGCAACAAGUUAUACCAUUAAAACUUACCCGUAAGUUUUGGCAAAGAAAAAAAGGACUUGAACAGAAAAGUAAAGAUUACUUUUACUGUUUAUUGUUGAAUAAUAUGUGAGCUAAAAUAAACUGUCAGUAAACUUUU